AUGCAAGAUUCGCACCUGCAAAUAAAUAAUGGAGAACCUUUUCCAAGUAUAUACCAUUAUAAGAGGGCUAAAAUUAUUGCAAAUUACUUGGAACUAGCUUGUAUAGACUUCUCAAAUGUAUAUGAGAAAUCAAAAAAAUCUGACUCUGUUAUAAUGACUUAUUAUAGUAUUGUAAGUUGUUGGAAACUUUUGUGGUGUUUAUCAGUGAGUGAAAUUAUUGGCGAAUCUUUAAGAAAUAAGAUUGAGAUAUACACUACCAAGGAAAUUGAAGAGACGGAGAAAUAUAAAAUAAAAAAAUUGGAUAUUCCACUAAUGUCUGAAGGAAAUGUACCUCGAUAUGCAAUGGCCUACUCACCAGUCUUCAGGAUAGUUUUAUCCCUUUUAAGAUGGUUAAGAUGGGAAGCAAGAACUAAUCCUAGAAAACAAAUAUCAGAUGAUAUAAAUAGCCAGUAUUUUGGAGAUUAUGCAGAAUCUAGAAUAUAUCAUAAAGAGUAUAAAGGUGAAAAGAGAUUUUAUCAUCUUGAUUGGCCACUAUUAUUAAAUAAAGCUGAUAUAUCAAGAAAUGACUUUGAAAAUAUAGAAAGUAUAUUCAGAAUAAUAUUUCAACUUCUACGUAGAGGUUGUAGAAUAGAAGCUGAAAAAUUUAUAUAUGAAAAUGCAAAGUGUCAUUGGAUUAUGAGUUUGAUAGAUGGUGCUGACCCUUAUUUAUAUUGUACUGAUCCAAAUAAUGAUAUAUAUGUAGAUUUAGCAGAUUUUAUAAGUAUUUUACCAAAAAUAGAUGAUAUUGGAUCUAGUAAUUAUAAAUUUGAAUUAUAUGGUUCUGAGGUUUUAGAAGGUUUAAAUAAUGCUGAAACUGGACAUUUAAUUAGAGAGAGCUUGGAAUUUGUUGAUGGUAUUGAAAAAUGUCUAGUAUUCCCAAGUACAAAUGGCAGAUCUGAAAAUAUUAUUGCUGAAGGAAAUAUUUGGAGACAAGAUCUAUUUAAGAUUUUAAGAUAUAUAUUAAAUGAGCCUGAAGAUGCAUAUGAACCAACAUAUAAUAUAAAACCUACAUCCCAAAUUGGUCCUUGGGAAAAGGCUGUAUAUGGAUAUUUAUCUGGAGAUUUUAAUUCUUUAGUAAAUAUUUCUAAGGAUAAAAUGGAUAAGUUAUUUGCAUUAUUUCAAACUGAAAAAUUGAAUAUAUGUAAUAAAUGGAUAGAUUAUAUGGAAACUAAAACUCAGGGUAGACAUGGAAAUUUAUUUAUUGGUAAGACAUAUCCAUUAGAUAUUUAUGAGAAAGCAUUUCGUGAAGAAAUAUAUAAAGAAGUUAUUACUGGUGAACGAAAAUCGCAAGAUUCCCAAGAAAUAGCGAACUUUGAAGAUUUGGAAAAUAGACAACUUGACUUAAAAUCAAAUAAAGUUAAUUUUAAUGAAUUUAUAGAUGAUGGUUAUAGUUACUCUGAUUUUAGUAAUGAGGAUGAAUAUAAUAUCUUACAAUCUAUAUUAACACACUCAGAAAAUCAAGAAAAUAAUAUAAUACAUACAUCAUAUAAUGAGGGCCCUAAUAUUCAAGGAUAUCUUGAAGAUAUUUCAAAUUCUGAGAAACAAAUUAUAGAUGCACUAGUAGAUUCAUUAAUAUCUAUUGAAUACCAUGGGAUCUCAGAAUCUGAGGAAUUAUUUUAUAAAUUAUUUAUAUCCAUUACAUGUACAGCUCUAAAUCCACAUGAAUAUGAAAAUCAGAUCUUUAAUAUUCUAGAAGAUAUGAUUAAAUUUGUUUCAUCUACUACUGAUAUUGAUUCAAUUCCUGCAAUAAGGGCAUUUUUGGCUCAUUUGAUUGUAGCUCAUAUUGAAGUAAUUGAAAAUUCCUCAAAACUUCAAAAUGAGGAAUUUUAUUUUGUUUCUUUUAUCAAAGAUAAAUCUAAUGAUUAUUCAACAAAUAUAUCAGUAUCUCCUUUAAUAUAUUAUCCAUUUGUUUCCAUAAGCCCUCAUUUUGCUGAUAUUCUUAUAUCUCAGUAUAUCGAUUAUAUUAUAUCAAGUAAGAUUGAAGCUUUGGGUAUAGCAUUAUUACUUUUAGAAUAUACUUCAAAGGAAUGUAGAAUUGUUUACAUAACUAAAGUACUAAAUAUGCAAAAAAUUGGUGUAAAUACUUCAUUUUUACAAAGAAUUAUUCAUAGUCUUGUAAAUAAAUUCCCAGUUGAUAUUAUUAUUGCAUCUUUAAAUAUGUCUGAUAAUAUAUAUCAAGAAAUUAAUGAUUUAGAUCAUUACAACCUUAAUGAAUUAGAAAAUUUCAUUACUAGUAUAGAAUUUAUUAUUUUAUUAUAUGGUACUUUAUAUCAAUUCCUAAUUGUUCGUCAGGAUUACAUACCUGAAUUUGGUAAUAUUUAUGAAAUUAUUCUCUCGUUAUUACAAGAAUAUGAAUUUAGUGAAUACUAUUCCUCACAAGAUAAAUUAAUAAAUCCAGCUUUAUACUCUUUAUCUACAGUUAUGGAAGUAAUGUUAGGAGUUUUUUUCCUUUCAAAAAUUAAUCCUCUAUGUCUUAUACUUGAAAGUUUGGAAAUUAAGAAAGAUAAAUUAGGUUUCAAUAUUAGUGAUAACUUCCUAUUUCUAAAACAUUCUACUUCAUGUUUAAAUGAUUUUCUUAUUCCUAUUCUAGUUGAACCAAUUAUGAUUAGAUUAACAACAAUUAUCCAAACAAAUAUUGAUCAAAUUAAACCGGAAUAUGUGAAAUUUCAUUUGUCAAAUUCACUAAUGCAGAAAUCUUUAUCAAGUGUUAAAUGGGAAGAAUUUCUAGUUAAUUUAGUAACUUUAAAUACAAAAAUAUAUAUUGAUGAUAUAUGUAUUGAUAUUUCUCCUUUAAGACUUUUAUGGUCUCAUAUUACUUAUCUUGAAGCAGUUGAACGUCUCUAUAAAUAUCAGAAGUCACUUGAUGAUCUCCAUAUUUUUGUUAUUAGAUAUGAUCAACAAAAUAUUGAAAAUUCUCUUCGUGAUGAUAUUAAUGGAAAUCAAAAUAUAAAUUCACUACAAACUCCAUAUAUAUAUAAAAGUGGAAAUAAUGUUGACUUAUCACCAUACACAAGUAAUUUUAGGAGAAAUUCAAUUACUAAAAUAUUAGAAAAGUCUGACAAAAAGUUAGAAAGUAUACUUUCUAAUUUUUUGGAAAAUAAAGACUUAUUUAUAUUUUUUAUUAAAAAUUGGUUCUCUUGUUUAUCUCAACAUUACCAUAUGAAUAUGUUAGUUAUUUCAGAAUAUUUUCCUUUUGAAACUAAUCUUGGCAAUUACAAAUAUUUUACGAUAUUACAAAGUGAGUAUUACAGAUAUAAGAGUUUACUCUUUAAAUGUCGUUCUUUAAUAUUACAAACAUUUCUAGAUCAUUGUAUUCUUGUAAUAACUUAUCAUCAUGAGACUGAAGUUCUCAUGAAAUCUCUCAAACUAAACUGUAAUAAUGAAGAUAUUUAUAAUAUUUCUAACUUAUUAUUAAAAGAUAUUAUUCAAUGCUGUAUAUCUAGUAAUUGGAUUAUUUAUCAGCUAUCACAAUUAAAAUAA
Molecule: messenger RNA, 3519 nt
Organism: Cryptosporidium muris RN66
Lineage: Eukaryota; Apicomplexa; Conoidasida; Eucoccidiorida; Cryptosporidiidae
Exons: 1
Coding region: 1-3519 (1172 amino acids)
Source: RefSeq, a predicted model, not a curated record